Saprolegnia diclina VS20 is the source of this 2327-nucleotide messenger RNA. RefSeq lists its product as hypothetical. The transcript has a single exon. The record is from RefSeq and is a predicted model, not a curated record. NCBI's taxonomy places the organism in Eukaryota, Oomycota, Saprolegniomycetes, Saprolegniales, Saprolegniaceae. The coding region runs from base 84 to 2219 and encodes 711 amino acids.
CGCCCGUCGGCGCGUUGUGCGAGGAUGUGACGGCCUUUCUGCGGUUGAGACAACCAACUUGGAGGCCUGCCUUCACUUACGCGAUGCAGCGGACGCUUGUCGGCGCAGCGCUGCUCCUGGCAACGCUGGCGACGCCGCUGCAAGUGACACCGAAUGUCACCAGUAGCUCGCCCAACACAACAAUACCCGCCCAACCAACGACGCCGACGAUCACGCUGCCGAGCCCCACGCCGUCAAUGACAAGCCCGAUACCGACGACACCAAACGUGACGACGACAGAGCCAACGACGCCAGAGCCAACGACGCCAGAGCCAACGACACCAGAGCCAACGACGCCUGUACCGACGACGCCUGUACCGACGACGCCAGAGCCAACGACGCCUGUACCGACGACACCAGAGCCAACGACGCCAGAGCCAACGACACCAAAGCCAACGACGCCAGAGCCAACGACGCCAGAGCCAACGACACCAGAGCCAACGACACCAAAGCCAACGACGCCAGAGCCAACGACGCCUGUACCGACGACGCCAGAGCCAACGACAUCAAACGUGACGACGCCAGAGCCAACGACAUCAAACGUGACGACGCCAGAGCCAACGACGCCUGUACCAACGACGCCUGUACCGACGACGCCAGAGCCAACGACGCCUGUACCAACGACGCCUGAGCCAACGACGCCAGAGCCAACGACGCCUGUACCGACGACGCCAAAGCCAACGACGCCAGAGCUGCCAACACCGGGACCAACGACGCAAAUACCGGCGACUCCAGAGCCAUUGCAUACAAUAGAAUCCACAGCUCCGGCACCGCCUUCUGACGCGCCGUCGCAAGCCCCGUCGAGCACGCCAUCGCCUGUGACGCCUUCCCUCCAGGAGGACCUUGGUGAUCAGCCGACUGCUUUGCCUGCCCGUCGACCAAGCAACCGGAGCAAUUGGCCGUCGCAGAAGCUCGCUGCGUCGUCGUCGUCGACAAAUAUAUUUCGCGUUGUCGCCAAUGCGCUCGCGAUUCCAGGUCUCAUCGCGCUCGGUGCGUUCCACUUUGGCUGGUGGACGCUCCCGGCAGCUCCUGUGAUCAUGCCCAUGGCGCUGGCCUUUCUUCAGCAGAUCGCGACGUGCUCGCUUCUCAACCUCGGAACGUCGUCGGUGCCGUCGUCCUUGCUCGGCUUCACGGACGGCCUCACGUGGGUCCUCUUCCAGCUGCCCCACGCGUCGGCACCGACAACAACGACCCGACGGCUCGACGAAUCGUUGACGGGGUCGGGCCCCGAGUUCUUUGCCUACCGCGCCAACCUCAACGAGCGCCACCUCUUUUACAACACGUGGCUGGCGACCGUCGUCGUCACGUCCGUCUGCGCCUCUCUCGGGCUGCUCUGCCUCGGGUGCGCUCGCUUCUUCUCACCACCGCGCAGCGUCGGCGACAUGAAGACCAUGGCGUCGCGCUGCUUUGCGCUCGGCUUCUUCCUCUUCUCCGUGGCGACGUUCCCAGUGGCGCUCAUGGCGGCGUACGAGGUGCGGCAGGACGCCUACACGCCCGACGGGCCGCACACCUCGGGCGUUCUCGCCUGCGUGACGCUCUUUGCCUUUGUGUUUGGCCUCGUCGGUGCAUUUGCCUACCUCUUCAUGGAAGACGCGUACAAGUACGCAGCAUUUGGCAGCUCCGAGAGUCUUUGGUGGUCGUACGCCCAAGUCAAAUACCGGAGCCGGUGCUUCCCUGUCUUGAGCCUCGCGCUCUUGUUGGUGCAAGGCGGCCUCGUUGGUGGCGUUGCCUCGACGUACGUCGUACCUGUGCUCUUGCUGCUCCACCUUGCGUACGUGGGUCUGACGUACUGGCUGCAGCCGUUCGUGCACUUGGUGGUCUACCACGUGACGAUGGGCUUGGAGCUCAUCUACGUUGGGUGUCUUGGCCUUCUCUGGGUCGCACUGGCUGCGGGCGAUGGCGUCGGCUACGGCGUCGUCGGCAUUGUGCUCGUCGUCGUCCUCGCUCUUGCGCUGCAUCAAAUGCUCCUCGUCUUCUCGCUUCUCUCCAAGACGUGCUUUGCAAAACCCGACUCGCCCGCCUACACGAGGUCGGCCACUACCGCGCGCGCCCGACGCCACCCCACACCGGCCACAGGAAACCAGUCGGAGCGCCUCGCGACGGCCGAAGCGACGCUGCGACCCAAGCGUAGCGUCAAGUCCAACCGCCACCAGCUGCCAGCUGCCCGCCCUGUCGAGUAAUGUAAUUGUCGUACUGCUCGUGUCUUGCACAAAAGAAAGCUUCGUGUUGGAAAAAGCACAGUGUCUACGCCUCUUCGCGCUCGUAGAUGGCCCAUCGGCGGUUGUGCU